UGCAAACAGCAUGUCUCGGGCUGAAGUGCUGGUGGUCGAUUCCAGCGGCUUCAUCAAAUGCACUUCUCUUGAGACGGUCGGAAAGGAUAUAUUCACUGUCAGAGAUGUGAUCGAAGAAGUGAAAGACGCACAAACGAGGCAACGUUUGUCUGUCCUGCCAUUUGAACUGAAAUAUCGAUAUCCAGAUGCUGAUAAUAUUCGUUCUGUUAGUGACUUUGCUCGGAAGACUGGAGAUUAUGCGAGUUUGUCUGCUGUGGAUGUGAUGCUUCUAGCUCUUUGUCGUCAACUGGUGAUCGAACGUUGUAGCAGCAAGGGAGCACAUCUCAGGACAGAGCCAUGCACACAGGCCGAGUUUACUCAGUUUAGUAAAGUUGGAUCUACGUGCACAGCUGGCUUUUAUUAUGGCACAAAAAUAGAAGAAAGCAGUAGCACUCGUCUGGGCACACACCAUACACACGAUGAAUCACCUAACAACGAACAAACCAGCAUGGGUGAACACUCAGACAACGAAGCAGAGAAACAGUUGCAAAGUAUUGAUGCGGAUGAAGAGAACGUUGAGUUGAUGUCAGAGAAGUCAUCUAGUGUAGCAGAGAAAUCAGACGUAUUAGCUGGUUCACAACAAACUGCCACAUCAGUGACUGACGUUUCAGUUAAAGCGAGUGAAGAAGGAAACAGAGAAGGGUGUGAAAGAGGAGAUAAUGACAACAGUGAUGACGGUGAUGAUGAUGGUGAAGAUGGUGGUUGGAUUACUCCACACAAUAUCGAAACAGUAAAGACAAAACACGGCUUGUCCAACACAUCUGGGGUUCGCGAGGAGAUCGAGGUUGCAUGCAUGACGACUGACUUUGCAAUGCAAAAUGUGCUCCUACAAUUGGGUAUUCCUGUUGUUUCAGUGGAUGGCCAGAUAAUAAGACAGAUUAGGACUUACGUGCUGCGUUGCUUCUCGUGUAUGAAAAUUACGAAGGAUACAACACGUCAGUUCUGUCCUUCAUGUGGACAUAAUACGCUGUUGAGACUUCCUGUUAGUGUUGAUGAAUCUGGCAAGACGUGUUACCAUAUGGCUCCGAAGAAACAAAUAAGUACAAGAGGAACUAAGUAUUCGAUACCUCGUCCUAAAGGAGGUCGGAAUUCUGAUGUCCAUAUUCUUAAAGAAGACCAGGCUGUAACAUGGAAGCCUCCUCGAACUCGAAGGAUGCCAAAAGUACAUGCUCUAGAUCCUGACUUUCUAGCUCAAUCUUCACCCUUUGCUGCUCACGACGUCACCAGCCGUGGAGCCCAAAUUUAUUUUGCAAAGGGUGGAAGAGGUCGCAUGAAAAAUCCAAAUGAAGUAAGAAAGAAAUCAGGAAAGAGAAAGAAAUAGAAAAUCAGUGAGCAGACGAUUUAUCUGUUGAUAAACUUUGAUUUAAUAAUAAAAUCAGUGAAGAAAUGCGAAUAAAGUGGUCAUAACAUGUACAACACUGUACACAUAUAUUUUUUAAUUGAAAGUUUAGCAUAUCCGA
Messenger RNA from Corticium candelabrum, 1499 nucleotides. RefSeq names its product RNA-binding protein NOB1-like. The transcript is spliced from 6 exons. Gene Ontology annotation, molecular function: RNA endonuclease activity. Gene Ontology annotation, biological process: maturation of SSU-rRNA; ribosomal small subunit biogenesis. The record is from RefSeq and is a predicted model, not a curated record. Bases 11 to 1360 code for a protein of 449 amino acids. NCBI's taxonomy places the organism in Eukaryota, Metazoa, Porifera, Homoscleromorpha, Homosclerophorida, Plakinidae. Gene Ontology annotation, cellular component: preribosome, small subunit precursor.